AUGAAGGUAAUCAAGGAGCUGGUUGCUCCGGCAGCCGUUGGCGAACUCGUGAGCAGGCUAAUCUCCUUCCUUAUCUCCCGAUACACCAAGCAGACAUGUAGGAAGGAGGAGAUGUUUCUUCAGCUUGAGCUUGUUGCUCUGAAAAUCCACGCCCUAGUGGACGAAGCGGAGCGGCGGCACCUCGCCCACAACCGGAGGCUGCUCCUGUGGCUCAGCAAGCUCAUGGAGGGCAUGUACCGUGCAUACUAUGUGCUCGACCAUCGUCAUGACGGUUCCUUGCUGGUGAGCAGCUCCUGGUCAUUCUCCUUGUCUCGUUCAUCUCGGCCUGCCAAGCGACUUUGCACUUCCAAUGCUCCUCAACCCAUCUGUGCAGCCGAUGCCAAUGGAGUCGUCGAGGAAUUGAGUGCCACGCUCCGAAGAUUGGAAGAGUGUGCAGAAGGGAUGAAGGAAUUCAUUCUACUUCUUGCAUGCUGCCCUAUUAUACCCCGGCGGCCUGCUGUCUCCAGCUUUCAAUCUGACGACAGACACAUGUUUGGCCGUCUUGUUGAGCGGGAGCAGAUAAUCAGCUUUCUGCUGCAGCCUGAAACUGAGAGCAGCAGCUUGGGCGUUCUACCGCUUGUCGGUGGCCCGGAGGUCGGCAAGGGCACCAUCGUCAAGCAUGUCUGCAGCGACGAUAGGGUGCGCCGUCAUUUCGCCAUGAUCCUGUACUCCUAUGGGUCUCUUCUUGGUGACAACUCUGCUGAAGAUGUACUGGGCACACUGCGAACUGGUGGCCACGUCCUUCACGAGACGUCACCUGUCGUCGUCUCAGGAAGGCAUGGGAGCAGGCAUCUCCUUGUGAUUAAAAACACAUACGAAGUAGUGAUCAACGAGGCAGCAUGGGCCUCGCUCUGUGCGUCUCUGAGAUCCGCGGCGCCGGGAAGUAAGGCCAUAGUCGUCAGCGAGAACGACGGCGUCGCGGACUUCGGCACCACAGCCGCCAUGCGAGUGAAGCCACUGCCGCGGGAGGAGUUCUGGUACUUCUUCAGGUCACUCUCCUUCGGUGUCAGCGAUCCCGGGGGGCACCCGGAGCUCGCGGUGCUGGGCAGACAGAUUGCCGCGGCGCUUGACGGGUCAUUCUUCGGCGCCAAGCCGCGCUCGCCUCAAGAGCGCCGCCCAAGUCCUCCCCCUCCCACCGGUGGCAUGUACUACUCCGACGACAUGGAGGCGUUCUACGACACCUGGGUGGGCCGGGAGGAGCAGAUCAUGGCUGACCUCAUGGCGGCGCUCGCGCUCCCGCCCCGGCGCCAGAGCGACGCGCUGGCGCCGCUCGUGGACGCCGCCGUCGCGCACGUCGCCGCCUACUACGAGCACAAGUCCCGGCUGGCCGACCGCGAUGUCGUGGCCGCGCUAGACCCGCGCUGGCUCAACCCGCUCGAGCGCACCUUCCUAUUCGUCGCGGAGCUGCGUGGUGACGAGGAUCACUUCUCGAAGCUUGGUGUCGCCAAGAUAGCACUGGAGAUACUCCCUGUGCCACUGAGGCUCAAGAGAGCCGGUCAGACGACCGGAGUGGCCACCUCAGAGGCCGCCGAGACUGAGCUGCCGGGAAUGACUGUCCAGGAACUACUGCGUUCAGCCACAGCUGUGCCAAGAGAGGAGGUGCGAAUUGUGCUGUGGGAAUCUGCGUGCCCACCUAACUAUCGCUACACUGUCGUCUGCGAGAAGGUAGAAACACAUGGUCCACAUGCAAACAUCGAGCGGAAGAGGCAUGCCAGGCAGCCGUAG
This is a messenger RNA of Miscanthus lutarioriparius, 1764 nucleotides long. The record is from the annotation of a GenBank genome assembly. Lineage: Eukaryota; Viridiplantae; Streptophyta; Magnoliopsida; Poales; Poaceae.